CCGGUAGGUCAAAGGUUGCUGGUUAUGUACGAGGAAAGGUGUUUGUAGGCCUGUAGUUGAUGUCGAACAUUUGCCUGAUAGUUACGCCAAAUUUACUGGUACAGUACAUCGUAAUGGUGCUGGGUCUAGGUGUACUUCGUACAUAAAACUGAUGUGAGCCUUGAGCGUGUUGAGUUUGAGGUCGGAGUAUUGAGAAUUUGAGAAUCGUGUGUUCUAACUUCUAUUGACCUGUUACCCGUGGCCGUGCCCAAGUUGAAGCCAAUUUGAUUCAGCCAUAUGGGGAGAAAAGUCACACUUGCAACAUGCACACUGAAUCAGUGGGCAAUGGACUUCGAAGGCAAUUGCAAACGGAUUCUGAAAAGCAUAGAAAUUGCCAAGUCCUUGGGUGCAAAAUACCGCCUAGGCCCGGAACUAGAAAUAUGUGGCUAUGGUUGCAACGACCAUUUCUACGAAUCUGAUACCUGCUUACAUUCCUUCCAAGUUCUGGCUGAGCUCCUCAAGUCAAAGGUCACACAGGACAUCAUAUGUGAUGUUGGAAUGCCUGUUCUUCACAAAGGUGUCCGCUAUAACACCAGGGUGAUCUUUCUAAACAGGAAAGUGUUGUUGAUCAAGCCCAAGUCAGAUAUGGCUAACUAUGGGAAUUACCGGGAACUGCGAUGGUUUAAAGGUUGGGCCAAGGAACGAACAGUGGAGGAGUACUUCCUCCCAAGGAUGAUCACACGAAUAACUAAUCAGACAACAGUUCCCAUUGGAGAUGGAGUCAUUUCCACUCAAGACACAUGCAUUGGGACUGAGAUCUGUGAAGGUCUCUGGACAGCUAACAGCCCACACAUUGGGAUGUACUUGGACGGUGUGGAGAUCAUCACUAAUAGUAGUGGUAGCCAUCAUGAGCUGCGGAAAUGUCACACAGUCAUCGACUUGGUCAAAGCAGCCACUUACAAGUGCGGAGGUAUCUACAUGUAUUCCAACCUGCGGGGGUGCGACGGAGAGAGGGUGUACUACCAGGGGGGAUCUCUCAUCGGAAUGAACGGCAACAUCGUCACCCGGGGAGACGAUUUCUCUCUCACAGAUGUGGAUGUUGACGUAGCCACCUUGGAUCUUGAAGACGUCCGUGCCUACAAAGCGCAGAUCAGCAGCAACAACUUGUAUUCUGCGGGUGUCCUGAAGUCCUUCCCUCGCAUCAAGGUGGAGUUUGCCCUGUCCGGUGAUGUGGAGUCUUCCCACCGCGUCAAUCCACCCAUCUCCUGCACCCUGCCCACCCCAGAGGAAGAAAUAGCCCAGGCCCCUGCCUGUUGGCUGUGGGACUACCUGCGACGGAGUGGUCAGGCUGGUUUCUUCUUGCCUCUCAGUGGUGGCAUAGACAGCUCAGCGACAGCAUGCAUCGUUGCUUCCAUGUGUCGACUAGUGUGCGCUGCAGUCAAUGACGGAGAUGAGCAGGUACUGGAGGACGUCCGACGUAUCACAGCUGAUCCCUCUUACGAGCCCAGCAACCCUCAAGAGCUAGCCAGUAGGAUCUUCUUCACCUGCUACCUGGGUACAGUCAACUCCUCGGUGGAUACCUACACCCGGGCCAAGAACCUGGCUGCAGAAAUCGGAUGCAAUCACACAGGCAUCACCAUUGACUCAGCCGUCAACUCCACCGUCAACGUCUUCAGCAAGGUCAGCGGCAAGGCGCCACGGUUCCGGGCGGAGGGGGGCAGCGCCAGGGAGAACCUUGCCCUGCAGAACGUGCAGGCCCGCACCCGCAUGGUGCUGUCCUACGUCUUUGCCCAGCUCAGCCUGUGGUCGCAGGACAAGCCGGGGGGUCUGCUGGUGCUGGGAACAGCCAACGUGGAUGAAAGUCUGCGUGGCUAUCUCACCAAGUACGAUUGUUCCAGUGCCGACGUCAACCCCAUUGGUGGCAUCAGCAAGUCCGAUCUGCGCAUGUUCAUCAAGUACGCCAUGGAGAAGUUCAAUCUGCCAUCCCUUAGAGGGAUCAUGGAUGCACCACCGACAGCUGAGUUGGAACCUCUGAAGGAAGGACAGGUGUCACAGACAGAUGAGGAGGACAUGGGCAUGACCUAUGCGGAGUUAUCCACAUACGGUCGACUCAGGAAGAUAGCCAUGUGUGGCCCCUACAGCAUGUUCUGUAAGCUGGUCCACGAAUGGAAGGAGACCUGCACUCCAUCACAGGUGGCUGAGAAGGUGAAGCAUUUCUUCCGCUGCUACUCCAUCAAUCGGCACAAGAUGACCACGCUGACGCCGGCCUACCACGCCGAGAGCUAUGCCACCGACGACAACCGCUUUGACCUGAGGCAGUUCCUAUACAACACCAAGUGGUCCUGGCAGUUCAAGUGCAUUGACGAGGAGGUUGAGAGGUUGAACGAGGAGAGGUCGAAGGAGACAAAGACAGAGAGGCAGAAAAUGUCUCUGGAUGUAUCUGAUAGAUCAAACUCGGAAAACUCCCACCAUGCUUCAACCUCCUCCAACACGACCCCACACAAGGUCAUCCAAGGUCACGGGGUCAAGGUGAGUAAGGACAGCUUUGUUGAAUCAGUCUCCUGCAUCCCCAUAGUGCCCACAGUCACUGUUACAACGGCGACAGGUGAAGCCGGUUCCCUGUCUGACGAUUCAUUGGGUGAUGAAGCAACCCCAGAGGCAGUAACCGGCACUCCAACCUCUGCGGACGACACAGGAGCUCCGAGAAUGCGGAAACGUGGCCACGCUGGCAAAUCAACGGCAGAAUCGCACCUGGAUGAUUCUCCUAAGAAGAGGCGAACAGAGGUUGGUAACGGCAACAACAAUAAUGGCAACAGCAUCAACCAUGGCAGCAAGGAUCAGACCCCAUGGAAACGCAUGGGAACCUGGCUGAAACGUAGAAUGUCAAACGAAAACAAUGCUAUUACAAGUGACACAAACACCACAAAAACUAAAAAGUAGACACCGGCAAAUUGUUUUGCCGUGAGAAGUAUUUCGUGCCCACAAAGAGGACAAAACCAGUUAGUAAUUGAAAUAGUAAACAUUUCAAAGCUGGGGCCAAUUUCAUAGAGCCGCUUAAGCACAAAAAAACCUUGCUUAGAAAACAAAGGU
Acanthaster planci (crown-of-thorns starfish) is the source of this 3069-nucleotide messenger RNA. RefSeq names its product glutamine-dependent NAD(+) synthetase-like. Lineage: Eukaryota; Metazoa; Echinodermata; Asteroidea; Valvatida; Acanthasteridae. Gene Ontology annotation, cellular component: cytoplasm. Gene Ontology annotation, biological process: NAD+ biosynthetic process. The record is from RefSeq and is a predicted model, not a curated record. Gene Ontology annotation, molecular function: NAD+ synthase (glutamine-hydrolyzing) activity; ATP binding; glutaminase activity.